AAUAACGAAAUGGUGGAACUACAGAGGAUACGAAUGAAAGAUGAAAUUCGAGAAUACAAGUUUCGAGAGGCGAGACUCCUACAGGACUACACCGAGCUUGAAGAAGAAAACAUCACUUUACAGAAACUGGUGUCCACACUGAAACAGAAUCAAGUUGAAUAUGAAGGCUUAAAGCAUGAGAUUAAACGAUUUGAGGAGGAGACAGUGUUGCUUAAUAGUCAGCUAGAAGAUGCCAUCCGGCUGAAGGAGAUUGCUGAGCAUCAGCUGGAGGAAGCUCUGGAAACUUUAAAAAAUGAAAGAGAGCAAAAGAACAAUCUGAGGAAGGAACUCUCCCAGUAUAUCAACCUCAAUGAUAGUAUGUAUAAUAACCAUAUUAAUAUAUCAGUAGAUGGAUUGAAGUUUGCAGAGGACGGGGGCGAGCCCAACAAUGAUGACAAAAUGAACGGACAUAUCCACGGGCCUCUUGUGAAACUCAACAGUGACUACCGAACUGCUGCGGGUAGGAAAGGAGAAUCUCUGCACCCCGUCUCUGACCUCUUCAGUGAGCUCAACAUAUCAGAAAUACAGAAACUGAAGCAGCAACUCAUGCAGGUGGAGAGAGAGAAGGCCAUUCUCCUGGCCAACCUGCAGGAGUCUCAGACGCAGCUGGAACACACCAAGGGAGCCCUGACCGAGCAACACGAGCGAGUCCACAGGCUCACGGAGCACGUCAACGCCAUGAGGGGGCUGCAGAGCAACAAGGAGCUGAAAGCUGAGCUUGACGGUGAGAAGGGCCGAGACCCCGGCGAGGAAGCACACGACUAUGAAGUGGACAUCAAUGGCUUGGAGAUCCUAGAAUGUAAAUACAAAGUAGCUGUUACUGAGGUGAUAGACCUUAAAGCAGAAAUCAAAGCCUUAAAGGAGAAAUAUAAUAAAUAUGUGGAAAACUACACUGAAGAGAAGGCCAAGUAUGAGAGCAGAAUCCAGACAUAUGACGAACAGGUGACAAACCUGGAGAAGUCGACCAAGGAAAGCCAGGAAAAAAUGGUCCACAUGGAAAAGGAAUUGCAAAGGAUGACAAGCAUAGCAAAUGAAAACCAUAAUACCCUCAACACCGCCCAGGACGAGCUGGUGACGUUUAGUGAGGAGCUGGCUCAGCUUUACCAUCAUGUCUGCCUGUGCAACAAUGAGACACCCAACAGGGUCAUGUUGGACUAUUACAGGCAAAGCAGAGUCACCCGCAGCGGGAGCCUGAAAGGACCAGACGACCCUCGAGGUCUCCUUUCCCCCCGGCUCGCCAGAAGGGGGGUGGCAUCGCCUGUAGAAGCCAGGACCCCGACCGAGCAGGUGACGAAAGAGGUCACGGAGCCUGGCAAGGAACAGAGCCCGACAAAAACACCUACCAUUUCUCCUGUUAUCACAGCCCCUCCUUCCUCCCCCGUCUCCGAUACCAGUGAUAUCCGCAAAGAGCCGAUGAACAUCUACAACCUCAAUGCCAUAAUAAGGGACCAAAUCAAGCACUUGCAGAAGGCUGUUGAUCGGUCGCUGCAGCUGUCGCGCCAGCGUGCUGCAGCUCGGGAGCUGGCGCCCAUGAUCGAUAAAGACAAGGAGGCCUUAAUGGAAGAGAUACUGAAACUGAAAUCACUCCUGAGUACAAAGCGAGAGCAGAUCGCAACCCUGAGAGCAGUGCUGAAAGCCAACAAGCAG
Pelecanus crispus (Dalmatian pelican) is the source of this 1686-nucleotide messenger RNA. Lineage: Eukaryota; Metazoa; Chordata; Aves; Pelecaniformes; Pelecanidae. The record is from RefSeq and is a predicted model, not a curated record.